GGGGUCGCUGUUGCCCGCGCCGCUCCUCCGUCCUGUCGGUGAAGGCAGAGUGUCCGCGUUACAUCCGGUUCCCCAGUGCACGUCUGUUUCGGACUUGUGUGUGUGGCGACGUCACUCCGGGCGCAGCUGUCAGCCGUGCGGGAGGGGCUAGUGCGGUAGGUCAGUGCGGGAGACCUCCGGCCAGCAGGAAGAAGUGAGUGGGUUAUGUAGGGACGGCCCCAUGUGGUGAGGGGAAGUUAUCACCCUCAGAGGGGCGUCACUCCCCACCUGCUGCUCCCGCACCCACCCUGCGCACUGUACACCGAGGGGAGGUGGUACCCCUCCGGCACCCCCAUGUGUUCCCCUUCCCCAGCCUCCAGUGUCUGAUCAGCACCUCUACCCACAUGAGGGCACUGCCCACAGCUUGUCUCUGUGCCCGCCCGAGGACAGCAGUGAAGUAGCCCGGUAUAUCCCGGUGCUCCAUGAGCUCUGGUCCCUGCCUAGCCCUGCCUGUGCCAGCACCCCAGUAGUUGUGGCUGUUGUGGCAGGUAAGGGGGUGUGCUACAGACUUGGGGCAGAGAGUCCCGCUGGGACCGCUGGCAGCAUGGAGGGACUGUCACUGAGUGAUGCUGAACAAAAGUACUACUCGGACCUUUUUGCCUACUGUGACACUGACAGCACCAAGAAGGUGGCAUCCAAUGGGCGAGUGCUGGAGCUCUUCCGGGCGGCUCAGCUCCCCAGUGAGGUGUCCCUACAGAUAAUGGAACUGUGUGGAGCAACAAGACUUGGCUAUUUUGGAAGGAGCCAGUUCUACAUUGCUCUGAAGCUUGUAGCAGUUGCACAGUCUAGUUUGCCAUUGCGAGUUGAAAGUUUAAACACUGUAAAGGACCUGCCUCUGCCAAAAUUUCUGGUGUCAAAAAAUGAACAGGAUUCAAGACAUCAGUUUGCCCACGGCUCAGAGGGUGACAACUCUGCUUCUUACUCAGGGGUUAUACCACCUCCCCCUGCCAGAAUUCAAGUUAAGAAAGGUUCCGUUAGUCAUGAUGUUAUUCAGUCUCGUGGUCCAACAGAACAGGAGUCCACCUCUCCCGUCGUAUCCCCCCAGCAGUCCCCUCCUUCAUCUCCACAUUCUUGGAGGAAGCAUAGUCGGCAUGCCAGUGGAGGAAACGGUGAACGGCCUGUGACGGGGUCUGGUCCGCUCUGGGCACCGUACAGUGAAGCACAAACAGGUAGUUCAUCUGGGGAAGGAAUAUGGCCUGCACACUCUCCACUUCCACAUCAGGAAAAUUGGGUCAGUUUUGCAGAUACCCCAACAAGCAGUGCUCUUUUAGCCAUGCAUCCUGCCUCUGUCCAGGACCAGACAACUGUUCGCACUGUGGCAUCAGCCACCACUACAAACGAAAUUCGUAGACAAUCCACUAGCUAUGAUGAUCCAUGGAAGAUCACAGAUGAACAAAGGCAGUAUUAUGUAAAUCAAUUCAAAAACAUUCAGCCUGACCUCAAUGGAUUUAUCCCAGGAUCUGCUGCAAAGGAAUUCUUUACAAAGUCUAAACUUCCUAUUCCAGAGCUUUCUCAUAUUUGGGAACUGUCAGAUUUUGAUAAGGAUGGGGCAUUGACUUUGGAUGAAUUCUGUGCUGCUUUUCAUCUUGUAGUGGCUCGAAAAAAUGGAUAUGAUUUACCUGAAAAACUGCCCGAAAGCUUAAUGCCUAAACUUAUAGAUUUAGAAGACUCUGCAGCUGGUGAACAGUCCGGUGAGGUAGGAUUUUCAAGUUCUCCAGCAGAUCCUCCCCCGAGUAAAUCACCUUCCAUGCCAUCUUUGAACCAGACAUGGCCUGAAAUGAACCAAAGUAGUGAGCAGUGGGAGACAUUUAGCGAACGCUCUUCAAGCUCACAAACUCUGACCCAAUUUGAUUCUAACAUUGCACCAGCUGAUCCUGACACUGCUAUUGUUCACCCUGUCCCCAUAAGAAUGACUCCAAGUAAAAUACAUAUGCAGGAAAUGGAGCUAAAGAGAACUGGAAGUGAUACAGCUAAUCCCACAAGUCCUAUGAACAUAAAACCACAAGAGCUCACAGAAGAAAGCAGCAUUAGUUCCUCUGUUAAAUUUGUUUCUGGGAAUCCUGUUGUAGAUGGCUAUAGCAGCUCAGACAGCUACAACUCUGAUCCUGAAGAGAUUGGAAAUGUGGUUGCUAGACAGCGGUCCCAUUCAGGCACUUCUCCAGAUAAUAUAGCACCGCCACCCCCUCCUCCAAGACCUCAUGCCUCACAUUCUCGCUCCUCAUCUUUGGACAUGAACAGGACAUUUGCAGCCACAACAGGACAGCCACAAGCCGCAUCUGUUACGCACCCUCCUGCUGUUCCUCCUCGCCCACUACCUACACAGACAUCCGGCUCACACACACACCGCUCAGUGGACUCUGAAGGUGUUUUAUCUCUGCCUAGUACUUCUCCUCAACAAAUACCAGAGCAACCAAAUUUUGCAGACUUUAGCCAGUUUGAAGCAUUUGCAUCAUGCGCAACAGAGCAACAAGCUGAGGACUUGGAGAAAAAUCCAGACGUUUCACAGGUUGAGAAGCCACCAGCGGACGCUAUUCGAGGUGCCAAGUUAAAUGGACGUGUUGAGGAUAAGCCGGUUGCUGCUGUCCCUACCAAUCUGGGAAAGGUCAGCACACCGCUUGCUCCUCCUCCUAAGCCUAUUCGUAGGCGAUUAAAAUCUGAAGAUGACCUCCGACCGGAAGCUGAAGAACCCAACCAGAAACAGAGCAACGUACUUGCCCCCCAGCCAACUAUCCCAAGAUCAGCUGGAAAAGACAAGAAAGCAAUUCAGGCUUCAAUUCGACGCAAUAAAGAAACAAAUACAGUUCUGGCACGGCUGAACAGUGAAUUACAGCAACAGUUAAAGGAUGUUCUUGAAGAAAGGAUAUCUUUGGAAGUUCAACUGGAACAACUGCGGCCAUUUUCCCACCUUUAAACAAAUGGUCCCUAUCUGAGAAUAGGCCUCCCUGCUCUAUAACAGCCCCAGAUUUCCAGUCCAGCACUACAGCGAUGAUGUGCCUCUGUUCCUUUGCCAUGUUCCCAUGACUGCACACUAGUUCAGAGAACUGAUAACCGUCUGACCUAUGCCAACCCUAAGCCUCCCUUACAGUGUCUCCUAGCAUGCACAUAAUGCUCCAUAUAUGUGUAUGGGACACCACAAGAUGCUUUAAGUCUUAUUUUAUAAUAUGGUGCAAAGACCACGUGCUGUAACCCAUUGCAAUCAAUCAGAUCUUAUGCUUUAAGCAAUCUACUUCAAUUUAGACAAUGGAAAUAAAUAUUUUGUAGCCCACAGUGACCAGAGACAUUUGCACUAUGUUACUAAAUACACCUGAUAGAAUCAGUCAUAUAUACACUUAAUCGUGUGCAAUGAAUUGUAUUCACUUCAACGAGCUUAGAGAAACUGCUGUAGAUUGUUUUUAUCAAUCCUGAUGGGAAAUCCUCUAUUUUGUACAUUGAUGUCUGUGCACCAAACACAUUACUACCCUAAUGUAUAUUCUACAGAACACAUGGUUUUGAUCCAUUAGUGUAUUAAAACCUACUAACUUCAGAACAGUACCCAAUAGUAUAAACUUUCAUAGUGCAUAAAAUAAAUGAAUAUUAAAGUGAUUUGCCAAUCAUUGCCAUUCUCUACAUGAGUUUUAAACUAGCAUUUGUAUCCUCCUACUCUGUGUUUGCACGUCAGAAGUAUGAACUUGAACAAUCCCCUCACCCGUGCAUAUGGAAAGUAUGUUUUAUUUUUUUGUUUUGUUUUUUUGAGACGGGGGGGGGUGUUAUUUUCCCCUUUUCACCCAUUUUUGUUUUAUGACAAAUCCGUUUUUCCCAAAGCAGUAUGUUUCUGGGUUAUUUCCACCUUGCCUGAAGGCCUUACUCUUUUGACAUAGACAGGCUUUACUAAUAGCAACAAACUCCCUGAGUGUAUCCUGCUCUUCAGACUGAUGUACUGUAAUAGGGUUUUGUUCUAUAUUGUAUGAUAAACACCUUUUGAUCUCAUAUGUAAAUUUGCAUUGAAAGCUGACUAAGAGCAAUUAUUGUAUUUAAUAGCUUAUUCUGGCUGUGGGAUCAUAGAUGUUACAGUGCAUGGAUCUAUCUCCGCAGAAUCAGAACUAGCAAAAGUGUGAUUUUUACACCAAUAAAACAGCACAAUAUUUUAA
Messenger RNA from Pseudophryne corroboree (corroboree frog), 4166 nucleotides. It is a transcript of the gene REPS1, whose product is annotated as RALBP1 associated Eps domain containing 1. NCBI's taxonomy places the organism in Eukaryota, Metazoa, Chordata, Amphibia, Anura, Myobatrachidae. The transcript is spliced from 20 exons. The coding region runs from base 584 to 2950 and encodes 788 amino acids. Gene Ontology annotation, molecular function: calcium ion binding; protein binding; molecular adaptor activity. Gene Ontology annotation, cellular component: cytoplasm; intracellular vesicle; plasma membrane. The record is from RefSeq and is a predicted model, not a curated record. Gene Ontology annotation, biological process: clathrin-dependent synaptic vesicle endocytosis; endosomal transport.